UAUGAGCGGUGUGUCAGUUAUUCGGUAUAUAGGGCCUCGCGUUAUUCGUAGUUUACUGAAUGCACGGUGACUGAAUGAUAUCCCUUUUUAAUAGAAGUCUGCUUAGCAGGGCGCUCUGUUCUUCCAUUUGAAGUGUGCCUCACCGAAGGACCUCAGAAGUGUCACAGCCAGCCUUAAUCACCCCCACCUCUCUGGGCGUGCUCUGAGCGGAUAUGGCGCCCCGCAAGGCCCGCGCGCCCAAGGCGGCCGCGCUGCCGCCCUCGCUGCCGGCCGGCCUGGUGGUGACAGACCUGACGCGGCGCACCUGGCGCAUCGACGCGCCGAUCGGCUCCGGCGGCUUCGGCCUCAUCUACGGGGCCACGGCCGAGUCGGCGCCGCCGGCCGCCGGCGCCCAGUACGUCAUCAAGGUGGAGAGUCACGGCAGCGGGCCGCUCUUCUCCGAGAUGCACUGCUACAUGCGCGUGGCGCGCGCCGAGACGAUCGCCGCCUGGAAGAAGGCGCACGGUCUGAAGAAGUUCGGGAUGCCGCAGUUUGUCGCCAGCGGCUCGUUCGACCACGGCGGUCAGAAGUUCCGCUUCAUGGUGAUCGAACGGUACGGCACCGACCUGCAGAAGCUGCUGGAGCAGAACAACCACCGCUUCCCCAUGGCGACCAUCCUCCACAUCGGCAUCCAGGUGUUGGAUGUUCUGGAGUUUCUCCACAGCCAAGAGUACAUCCAUGGUGACAUCAAGGGCCAGAACCUCCUGCUUGGGCUCGAUAAAGACACAAAAGACUUGGUACACCUGGUCGACUUUGGCCUGGCGUGCCGGUACGCCUUCGACGGCGUGCACAAAGAGUACAAGCCGGACGUGCGGAAGGCGCACAACGGCACCAUAGAGUUCACCAGCCGGGACGCGCACAUCGGCGCCCAGUCGCGGCGCGGCGACCUGGAGAUCCUCGGCUACAACCUGCUGCAGUGGGCCAGCGGCACGCUGCCCUGGAUGGACCGGCUGCAGAACGCCGAGCGGGUGGCAGACGAAAAGAACCGGCUCAUGGCUAACGUCCCGGCACUCGUCAAGGCCUGCUUCAAGAACGGGAUGCCGAAAGGAGCCGACACUCUGCAGCGGUUCCUGGCGGCCGUUGCCGCUCUGAAGUUCGACGAGCAGCCCAACUACUCCGCACUGCGCGGCGUUCUGCACGCCGGGCUCAAGUCGCUGGGAAACCCGCCCGCCCGGCUGGUCUUCGUAGCCGACUCGGACAUGUCGAGCCCGCGGUCGUCGGGCCGCGCCGCCCGGGACCGCUCUCCGCUGCACACGGACCAGGAGCCGGCCUCGUCUCGCCGCCGGCCGGCCGCCGCCGCCAAGAGAGGAGGACGGGGACGCGGCCGCGCCGCCGCCGUGUCCUCACACUCUUCCUCCGAGGGAGAGGAGGAAGAGGAGGAGGAGCCGCCCCCUCAGCCGCUGGUGAACGGUCGCGGCGGAGGAAAGGGCGCGAAGGGAGGCGCGCGCGGGAAGAAGAGGGCGUCUGAGGAGAGUCCGGAGGAGAACGGGGCGGCGCCCGGACGCAGCAACGGCGCCGGGAAGAAGGCCAGGGUGAACGGCAAGGCGGACUCGGCCAAGUCCAGUGCCAACUCCUCCAGCACCGGCUCCAUCUACGACAACAUCAACCCGGCCAUGCAGGAGGUGCUCGACAAGAGGGCCAAGGCCGCCGAAAAGGCCAAGGCCAAGCCAAAGCAGUCAGUGGCCAAGUCGAAACUGAAGUCGUCGGCUGCAACUUCCGCCGCCAGUCGGGCGGCGAAGGGCCGGGCCGCGGCGGUGGCUGCCGACUCCCCCUCGGGCCGGGCGGCCGGCCGGCGGGUGGCCUCGCCGGGCCGGGGCCGCGCCGGCCGGCCGGCCGUCCCCGAUACCAACGGGGACAGCGAAGACAGCUUCCACACGCCGUCGGGCGCGCCGGCCCCGCGGCGCAGCGGCCGACUGAGCGGUAGUGGAGCCCUCAGCCCGCUGGCGCAGCCCCGCCGGGCCAUCCGCGGCGCCGACCUGUCGCCGGAACUGUGGUGAGGUGUCGACAGGGCGCCAGGAGGAUCCGCGGUGAAUCGGUGAGAGCAGACACUGCCGGGAGAGGAUUCAUGGUAGACACUGCCCGGAAAGAAUCUUUGGCGAACUGGUGAGAGCCGGAUAGCUAAGGAGGGUCCCUGAUAACCUGUCGUGGCGCCGACCACUGAGGAUAGUUCUCGCUUCACUGUGGAGUGGACGGGUGAGCCGCUGCUCGGUGGAAGAGAAGACUCCCGACUAGGCGGCCUGCCAGGACGAGUGAGACAUUCCGUUUGGUGCCGAUGUGGAGCUGACGGCAGUGGAUGGUCGCGGCCGCCGGUGAGUGACAAGCUGUGGUGGACGCUGUGGAGAUUCAGUGCAGUGGGCGAGGAUGGCUCGGUGCGGUGGAGAUUCAGCGCAGUGGGCGCUGAUGUUCGUAUGGUCACACGCGGCUGGAGCCUUGAUGUGAGUUUUCCCAGGGAGCAGUUGCCAAGGCGCGAUGACUGUGAAGUGGCUGACGUCGACAUGGAGCCUAGCGCUCGGUUCUGGAGGUUCCUAACCGCCACCCGUUCGACUGGCGACGCUGUGAUGUGGACACUGUCGUGAGGUGUUGUCGAUCUGUACAGUCCGCUCGGACGCCGGCGGGUCGGGCCGGGUACCACGGGUUACGGGGCUCGGUUCGCUCCUCACCCCGCCCCCCGACGGCCAGUGAGGCGGAGGGCGCCUCGCGACGAGCUUCGGGCGCGCCCGGAGCGCUCGGAUAGCGCGCCGGGCACCGCGCGUUUCAAUGUAGAGCUGUGAUUUGCUGACUGAGGGUGCGAUGGUCAUUGCAAGAUUCUCAUUCCCAUCGAUGUGUCGUUUUUUAUUCCUAGAAGAUAUGUCUCCUUUUCUGCACGUAUUCUUCAGUGGCUACUGUGCUAAUAACUAUGUUUUGCUAAUGAAACCUGUUUAUGCAGUUUCGCAUUUAGAAGGAGCAUUGAAGAAGACGCGAUUCACCAAAAGUUGAACGUCUUUCGCAACAAUCAGUUGACACGGGUUUGACACAAACUCAUCCGUUGUAUCAAAAGAUUUGUUUGACAUCCUGAAUGUUAGCUCCUAACUGCUUUCCCUUAUCGCUUCACCUCAGAGUGACUGAGUUGUGAGCUGCUUCCUGUACAAUGUUGUUUUUCACCGUGCGUAUCAAACGUGGACUAUGAAUUUCACUUUCAGCGCGAGACUUCGCAUUUUUUACGCUCUUGUCCUAUAUGUUGUAAUAAAAUGGCUUCGAAAUGCA
This is a messenger RNA of Amphibalanus amphitrite, 3282 nucleotides long. Its product is annotated as serine/threonine-protein kinase VRK1-like. The record is from RefSeq and is a predicted model, not a curated record. The coding region runs from base 213 to 2036 and encodes 607 amino acids. Gene Ontology annotation, cellular component: cytoplasm; nucleus. Gene Ontology annotation, molecular function: ATP binding; protein serine/threonine kinase activity. Gene Ontology annotation, biological process: signal transduction; peptidyl-serine phosphorylation. NCBI's taxonomy places the organism in Eukaryota, Metazoa, Arthropoda, Thecostraca, Balanomorpha, Balanidae. The transcript is spliced from 9 exons.